This is a messenger RNA of Thrips palmi, 4614 nucleotides long. Its product is annotated as nidogen. Gene Ontology annotation, biological process: cell-matrix adhesion. NCBI's taxonomy places the organism in Eukaryota, Metazoa, Arthropoda, Insecta, Thysanoptera, Thripidae. The coding region runs from base 19 to 4059 and encodes 1346 amino acids. Gene Ontology annotation, molecular function: transmembrane signaling receptor activity; calcium ion binding. Gene Ontology annotation, cellular component: membrane. The transcript is spliced from 18 exons. The record is from RefSeq and is a predicted model, not a curated record.
GUGGCCUAGUGAUCGGUGAUGGCCGCCUCCACGACUCCACGAAGGCGUCCUCAGGGCGCGGCCGCGUGCGCCGGCGUCGGCGUGGUGGCGCUACUCCUGCUGCAGAGCGCGGGCGCCGUGCAGCUCUCCGAGUUCUACCCCUUCGGCGCCAGCGUGGGCCCCAACGUGAGCCAGCAGGCGCUGCCCACCAGCUACUCCAGGGACAGCGCCAGCGUGGAGGCGCGGCUCCGAGUGCCCAUCCACUUCUACGACGUCGCCUACGAGAGCGUCUUUGUGAACACCAACGGGCUGCUGUCCUUCCUGACCGACAUCCCGCAGUUCCUGAACCUGCAGUUCCCCCUGGACUACCCGGUGAUCGCGCCGUUCUACGCCAACGUGGACACGAGCGCGUCCGGGACCGUGUACUUCUAUGAGUCGGAGGAGGCGGCGGACCUGCAGAAGGCCGCGGUGAGCGUGCGGCGCUCCUUCUCGUCGUCCACCUUCCAGCCGACCUCGGUGUUCGUGGCCACGUGGGAGCGCGUCGGCUACUUCAGCCAGGGCGCCGACAAGGUGAACACGUUCCAAGUGGCGGUGAGCAGCGACGGCACGCAGUCCUACGCCGAGUUCCUGUACGCCGACGACGGCAUCCAGUGGGUGCGCGGCGUGUCCCGGCAGCAGGGGCUGCCCGACGCGCGCGCGCAGGUGGGCUUCGUGGGCGGCGACGGCAGCUUCUUCGAGGUGCGCGGCUCCGGCACGGACCACGUCAUCAACGUCAACAAGUGGACCAACGUGAACGUGCCCGGCCACUACGCCUUCCGCAUCAGCCCCACCGAGGACCACCAGAUCGUGCAGGCCGACCUCGCCGACGCCGCGCCCGUGGACAACGCGACGUGCGUCAACGACAACACCCUGUGCCACUCGUUCGGCCGCUGCACCGAGACGGUCUCCGGCGAGUCCUGCUGCGUCUGCAACGACGGCUACUACGGCAACGGGCGGCAGUGCCUGUCGCAGGUGGUGCCGCUGCGGGUGAUGGGUCGGCUCUUCGGCGUGCUGAACGAGAUCAACAUCACGGCGCUGGACCUGCAGUCGUACGUGCUGGUGCAGGACGGCCGCUCGUACACGGCGCUGUCCCGGGUGCCGGCCGACGUGGGCGCCGAGCUGCAGCUGCUCACCCCGGUGGCCAUGUCCAUCGCCUGGAUGUUCGCCAAGCCGGCGGCCGUGGGCGCGCCCAACGGCUUCACGCUCACCGGCGGCACGCUCACGCACUCCAUCGAGCAGUUCUUCCCGCAGUCGGGCGAGCGGCUCACGCUCACGCUGCGCUACCUGGGCCUCGACGUGUUCGACCAGCUGCGCCUCGAGGUGGAGGUGCAGGGCGCGGCGCCCAGCCUGCCGGCCGGCGCCAAGGUCAACAUGGUGGAGCACGAGGAGUUCUUCACGCGCCAGGCGCCCGGCGUGCUGCACGCCAGCUCGCGCCAGGCCUACACGCUGGACGACGCGCCGCUGGAGCACCGCUUCACAGUGGAGCAGCGCAUCGAGUACGCCGAGUGCGGCAUGCCGGCCUGGCUGGACGACGCGGUCGCCGCCCCCGCGGACUCCCAGGACGAGGCGCAGGGGCUGAAGCUCAAGGCCUCGCUCAGCCUCAUCUCCUUCGAGCCCAGCGACAACAUCGUGCGGUUCGCGCCCAUCGCCAAGAUCACCAACAAGCUGAACGAGACCGACCCCUGCGAGGAGGGGCGCUACCGCUGCGGAGCCAACUCGUUCUGCGCGCCGUCCGGGGACUCCUUCGAGUGCCACUGCAGUGCGGGGUACCAGAAGCUGGUCACGGAGGAGACGGUGCAGAACGGCGUGGAGGAGUGCGUGGACAUCGACGAAUGCCUGCUGGGCCGCCUGCCCUGCUCGCCCAACGCGCGCUGCAUCAACACCCCUGGCGGCUUCUCGUGCGAGUGCCUGCCUGGCUUCCAAGGCAACGGCGCCUCCUGUGAACCCGUGGUGACGCAGCGCUCCUGCGCCGAGCUGGGCUGCGACCCCGUCGCCGGCGACUGCAGGGACAACAGGUGCUUCUGCGUGGAGGGCUACGAGGGCGACGGCUACCGGUGCAGGCCCGUGCGGGUGGACCCCAGGGAGCAGGACCGCAGGCAGCCCGACCCGAGGUACCCCGACGCCGACCCAAGAUACCCCGACCCGAGGCAGCCCGACCCGAGGUACCCCGACCCCGACCCAAGGUAUCCCGACCCUAGGUACCCAGACCAGAGGCAGCCCGAACCAGAGCCAUACCCGCCACGCAGCAACCCCAACUACCAGGCGCCGCCGCCAGCGCCGCCCUGCACCGUGGCCGAGGACUGCUCGCCGCACGGCGUGUGCACGCUGGACGAGCGCACGGGCGCCAAGGCCUGCGUCUGUCUGCACGGCUUCGACGGCGACGGCAUCACCUGCCAGCACGUGGACCUGCAGCCGCACUGCGACCCGGACGGCGUCAGCAACUGCGUCUGCCCCGAGGCCUACAUCCUGGACACCAAUAUCUGCCUGCCCGCGGCCGAGGCGGCCGAAGAGUCCGAGAUCUCCUGCGACUCGGCCAACAACUGCCACCCGCACGCCUCCUGCGUGUACGUGCCCGCGCUGCUGCAGCACAAGUGCGUCUGCAACGUCGGCUUCAGCGGCGACGGCUUCGAGUGCUCCAACAACGCAGGGUCGUGCCUGGACCUGCAGGACUGCCACCCCUACGCCGAGUGCAAGCUCCUGGAGCACGAGGACCGCUACGACUGCGCGUGCAGGGCUGGUUUCAAGGGCGACGGCCGCCUGCAGUGUGUGCGCGACGAGCCGCCCGGCUGCGAAGUGACGCGCGACUGCCACCCCGAGGCGCGCUGCAUGCCGGUGGGCCGCAAGUACCAGUGCGUGUGCGGCGCGGGGACGCAGGGCGACGGCAAGACGUGCGAGCGGACGACGCCGCCGGGCUGCGAGGUGCUGCAGGACUGCGGCCGCUUCGCGGAGUGCCUGCGGGUGCGCGGCGAGGCGGGCUACCGCUGCCAGUGCCUGCCCGGCUACCUCGGCGACGGCUACCGCUGCGACGUGGACUCCAGCCGGCAGCGGGAGCGCGAGCGCGAGUGGGAGCGCCUGUCGUGCGGCCCGGCCGGCAGCCGGCGCUGCACCGAGAAGGACUCGGACUACAUGGUGGUGGCGCAGGGCAUGGCGCUCAUGAAGGUGCCGCUGCUGCCGCCGCAGACCGCGUCGCAGGCCGGCCAGCCCCUGCAGAUCCACUACUUCCAGGAGGCCAUCGGCGUAGAUGUGGACUGCGAAGAACAGCGGAUUUACUGGAGCGACGUCGCCAGCAAGUCCAUCAAGAGCAUGUUCUACAACGGCACCGGCAUCAACACCUUCCUGGACGCGGAGAUCGUCAGCCCCGAGGGCAUCGCCGUGGAUUGGGUGUCCAGGAACAUCUACUGGGCCGACUCCUCCAAGGACACCAUCGAGGUGGCCAGCUUGGACACCAAGGGGAGGACCACCCUGGUGCGCGACGGCCUGGUCAACCCCCGAGGCAUCGCUCUGCACCCACAGAGAGGCAAACUGUUCUGGUCUGACUGGGACCGCGCGGCGCCCAAGCUGGAGUGGGCCAACUUGGACGGCUCCCAGAGGGAGGUGUUCCUGCAGGGCAACGCCGUCAAGCUGCCCAACUCGCUGGCCAUCGACUUCGACAGGGACGAGCUCUGCUGGGCGGACGCGGGCACCAAGUCCAUCGAGUGCAUCGGAAUCAGCAGUGCCAUAAGACGUACGGUUGUCGCAAACGUGACGUACCCGUUCGGGCUGGCCAUGUCUGAGGACAACUACUUCUGGACGGACUGGCAAAGCCACAAGGUGGAGAGCGCUUCGCGUCCGGAGGGCGCGCCCAGACCGGCCAAGGACGUGCCCCUGGGCGGCUCGGGCAAGAUGUACGGGCUGGUGGUGGUGCCGGAGGCGUGCAAGAGAAUGCAAAACCCCUGCGGCUGGCAGCGGGGCUACUGCAACCCAGACCAGAUCUGCCUGCCCGACGGGCACGGCAACAGGCGGUGCGUCUGUCCGGAGAACCAAACGUGCGUCGAAGAGUGAAGAGUCACGCCGCGCGUCGCUCGAAGCGUCUUACUACUUACAGCGGAGCAGGCGGAGCCUCCGUCCCUUCCGCUUCCACCCACUGACGCACGGUGUGGAGAGACACUCUGACUCCACACCGUGCACCGACGACAUGCUCGCAUGCGCAGCAAUGCACAGCAACGCGCAAACUGCCCGCAGCGGCACUGCAGACGGCACCCUGGAGGAUGACACUGUUAAAAAAAAGGUUUUGUCCGAACGACCCAAACUAUCAGUUGACCUUCUGAAUCGGUACAACAUUCCUAAGGAAAUCAACUAAAUUUUGAUUAAUUCAAUUCCACGUUUUUGAUAGUGUACGCUGCUAGUUAUUUAUUGCUGUUAUCCACGCUUCGGCGACACUUUACCCGAUUUGCACUGUCGCUGCUGUUAGAAUCAGUAUUUGUUAAAUGGUUGAGGAGAUUUUAAUUUUGAUAUUUGAUUAAAACGUCCAGGAAUCAGUGUCAGGAAUGGUAGAUUGUAAAAGCGGUAGUUUCAAAGUCUUUUUUAUUGUGAAACGAAAAUAAAACAAUUUUGUAA